CAUUACUUGAUAUUCAUCUCGUUCACAUACACCGUUAAUCGCAAAGUCACGAUGCCGCCAAAGAAGCGCCAGCGAGUAUCACAAGCGGCCUCACCAGAAGCGAGUCUUCCUCCUGAUACACCCGCUCAAGCCAAUGCAGCAGCAGAUCCUAAAGAAGAGAACCAAGACGAUGAGGGAAGGAAAGGCAAUGCCACAGUAGAAGAGCGCGAGCUCGCCGAGCUCUGGACCGAUAGCGAAGAGAUCGGCCUAUUCAAGGGCAUAAUGCGCUGGAAACCAACCGGUACGCGAUCACCCUGAAGACCAUUGCGCCGUCCCUACCGCCGCCGAACCAGCGCUCGAUGGAAGAAAGAUUCCGCCUGCUAACAGCGCAGGACAGGCAUCCACAAACACUUCCGCAUCCUCGCACUACACAACUGGCUCCUCCAAAACAACCACAUCACGCCCGGGC
Molecule: messenger RNA, 448 nt
Organism: Dissoconium aciculare CBS 342.82
Lineage: Eukaryota; Fungi; Ascomycota; Dothideomycetes; Mycosphaerellales; Dissoconiaceae
Exons: 1
Coding region: 52-297 (81 amino acids)
Source: RefSeq, a predicted model, not a curated record